Bemisia tabaci is the source of this 3161-nucleotide messenger RNA. The record is from RefSeq and is a predicted model, not a curated record. Lineage: Eukaryota; Metazoa; Arthropoda; Insecta; Hemiptera; Aleyrodidae.
CGCCCCGCGCUCCUUUUUUCAGCUCCCUUCACUCAUGUUUACAUUUCAUUCAAAGCUAUUUUUUAAACUCUUUCCGAUUGACUUUCCAGCCUUUCCCGUUUUAUUUAUCUCCCCCGUCCGCGGUCCGGUGCGGUUUGGUGGAAACCGUUAUUUGUGUUCACCUGUUUCGCCCUGCGUUCUGUGAUAAUGUGCGUUUUUAAACUCGGGCCCGCUCCUUCUUUCUCCCCCGAAACCGAUUUAUCUUCCGCGAUCGCGUUUCGCCCUCGCCACGGCGGCCGGCCAAUUGAUUCGAGACCGGUCUCAUUGAUUUCCGCCCCGCUUUGAAAUGGCCGUCUUGACGUUCUUCGACCAGCGCAUCCCGGCCAAAAAGAUCUACAACUACAAACAAUAUUACUGUAAAAAUGUGCGCCUCCAACAUGUGACGUAAUCGGUGUGCCAAUCUUCUAGUGUUCUAACAAGUGUUUUUUUUUUUGUGUGUGUGUGGGUGCGUGCGGGGGAUAAUGCACCUGACGGCCAAUACGGGGACGUCAGCGGCGACGCCUUGCGAGGACGCGGGCGGUUCCCUGAUGAACGACACGUACACCAAAAUGACGUCGGAUAUUCUGGCGGAGCGGACGCUGGGCGAUUUUUUGUCGGAGCACCCGGGGGAGCUGGUGCGGACGGGGAGCCCCCAGUUCGUGUGCACGAUCCUGCCGCCCCAUUGGCGCUCCAACAAGACCCUGCCGGUGGCCUUCAGGGUGGUGGCCCUGGGUGACGUCAUGGACGGCACCGUCGUCACCAUCCGGGCCGGCAACGACGAGAACUUCUGCGCCGAGCUCCGCAAUUGCACGGCGAUCAUGAAAAACCAAGUGGCCAAAUUCAACGACCUCCGAUUCGUCGGCAGGAGUGGUCGGGGUAAAAGUUUUACGCUGACAAUAACAAUAAGUUCCUCUCCACCUCAAGUAGCAACGUACAAUAAAGCCAUUAAAGUUACCGUGGAUGGUCCCAGAGAGCCUCGAUCAAAAACUCUAUUUUCUAUUCUAGGCCAGCAGCAGCAGUUCCAUGCCUUCGCUUUUGGGCAACGGCCGUUCCUGUCCGGGCAUUUCGGAAAUCCCUUGGACCCCCUCCAAAGGGCGACUGACCCUCUAGCCUUCCGGAUGCCUCCAAUGUCUCAGUGCCAAAAUAUGGGUCAGUUCGGGCUGAAUAACGGGCACCACUGGAGCUGCAGUACUGCUACGCCGUACUCGAGCUACCUGGGCGCGAGCUCCUUCAGCAGCUGCGCCGCGUCGGGGGGCUUCAACACCCCCGCCCUGGGCUUCACCGCCAGCGCCGCUGAGGCCCCCGUCCACGACAACUACUCCUCACCAACCAACGCCUCCAACGCCUCAGCACUGGGGCUCCACGACGGCGUGACGCCCGGGGCGACGGACAUGGACCAGCAACUGAUGUCCUCGCAGACGCAGCUCCAGGCGAUGGACUCGGAGUCGAACGGACACGACCGCUCGCUGCUGUUCCCCAAGUACGGGACGGCCGACUUCAUGGCCGGGCCGCGCUCCCUGUCCGACUCCUCGACGGCCGACUCGCCCGGCGGGAGCGAGGACGUCCUCCUCCCGGCCCCCGCCGCGGCGCCCCCGGCUCCGGCGCCCGCCACCAACGGCCACUUCCACCAUCACCACCACCAUCACCACGCCGGCUCCCACGGCUACACCUCCCACCCGGCCCACUACCCCGUGCUCCCGGCCUCGCUCCUCUACUCGCAGCUCUACAACUCGUCCAGCUCCCUCGGCCGACACGCCGGCGAAGAGGAUCAGCGCUGCGCCACCAGCGUCUCCCAGCACCGGGCCAACGCCGACCACUCCUCCGUCUGGCGCCCCUACUAACGGCUACCAUUCAUCGGAGGCUAGGCGCCACGUGAGAAGUUGGGAGUGAUCCACUGAACCGUUAAAAUGCACAUCGAGUCCCCUUAUACAAGGUGAUCCACCACAAGUCCCGCACCACAAACACCAGACAACACUACUGUGACCUUUGUGCGAAUUGAGAUUGAGAUUCUGUGAGUGCUCCUAGGUCGGGAGAUCAACCUUUUGGCAACCCUCAAAUUUUACGGGCGAGAAUUUGAGGGCUACUAGAGUUAAUUAAUCUAGAGUUUAUAGAGGUGGCGCGAGACUUCGUAGGAUCGCCCUCUAGAGAGAGUUUGAGAUCACUCAUGGAGUCUGGAUAUUUCUCCGAGGGGUAUAAUUUUAAUAUUAGUAUGCAUAAUAUAUGCACAAUACAUGCAUAUCAAUAUUCAAAUUACACCCGAAGAAGCGAGCCUUAGUUACAGCAUAGUUAAGAUAGCACGAAAAGAGACGUUCCUGCCUAGUUGUGGGCGAACUUUCGGCAGCGCCUAAUUAGUUUAGCUUCAGGAGAAAGUUACGCGUCUUCUUGAGGUUUCUUUGUGUAAGUUUUAUCAAUAACGUCACUUUGGCUGACCACCAACUUCAGUCUAAUUGGAGACCGUAUCAGUGAUGAAUAUUAGACAUUUUGAGCAGAAAUAAAGGAUACCACUGUAACAGCACGUUGGAGCCCAUUUUGCCUACUUUGUGAAAUGAAGGCAAACCGGUUUGUAGAUGUCUGUAGUACGUCUUUUAUGAGACGACCAUUGAUGAUUCCAUGUAAAAUUUCUUAGGAUCUCACUCUGGCGCGUCUGCCUAUUUCAGUGGAUUGGUGGACUUAUGGAGUUAAGGUGGACUUAAAGGUGGUUAAAGUGCGUGCGCAUUAUAUCUUUUGGAUUGUGGUUCACGCGCUUUAGGCGUAAUUGUGAUAUUUGUGUUAUUUUUUCAUGUUUCGUUAUAGGUAGGUAAUUUUAUUCUAAUUGAUUCCUUUUUUUCCUUUGACACUUAUUUUUCGAAAUCGGUCACCGACUUGUUACUAGGCUCGUAGUCCGGGAAAAUAGAACGCUUUCUCGGAGGAAACCAAUUUUCCCAGAAAAAUCAUGAUGAGCAACAAUAGACGGACUAAGAUGUCGAAAUCCGAUUUUAUAUGAUCCACGUGGAAAAACUUUCACCCUCUUCUUUCGCACAGUUCCAAUGUAACCAUCCUGGCAAAACUGUGCAUUUGUACGAUUGGUACAUCGAAAAAGGUGAAGUUGAUUUAACAUUCUGAGUGUAAAAAAACGUGUGCGAGAAGUUAUACAAUGCUGAAUU